CUGACAGCUUUCCGCGUCCUUGCGUAUAAGGCUAUCUACUCGGCGUUCAUCAAGGGAAUGUCCGGUCAAAUCACAAGCUCGAUGACACGGAAGCCGGCGGGACAUCCUCACCGGGCGAAGGAUUCUUGCCAUCAUCCUGAUACGCUACUCGUUCCAUAUGGUACCAAAGUCACAUCAUGUCCGCCCAGGAACAUCAUUCACGAUGUCGCUCAUAAUGCGGAGGCGCACAGACCCUUCGGCGCGGUCUACCAUAGCCUCCUGGGAGUAGCUCUGGAUGCUGUUCCUAUAAAGCGGGGAAGGGGAGAGACAAUACGCCGUGGUCCAGCUAGCUUUCCUCGGCGGGAUGUUGCUCACCACGCGCCUGCUCGCGGUCCUUGCUCUCGUGCUCUGCGCUACAGGUGCUCCCUCUACCAUUUCUCCCCAUGUCGUCCAUGAAUCUCGCAGUAAUGUUCCCCGCGGUUGGGCCCCCGUACGGCGCGCCGAGCCGACCAUGAUCCUGCCUCUCCGCGUCGGUCUUGUGCAGUCUAACCUGGAGCACCUGGAGGACUUCGUCAUGGACGUAUCUCACCCCGAGUCAUCCCACUACGGCAAGCAUUGGUCAGCGGCGAAGGUCGCACAGACAUUUCGCCCCACGAAAGAGUCCGCCGAUACCGUACGCGCGUGGCUCGUCGAGAGCGGUGUCGACCCGACCUCUGUUCGGGUGAGCGCGGGCGGUGGUUGGCUCAAGGCGGACGUCACGGUUGAGCAGGCGGAGAGUCUGCUGGGGACCGAGUACCAUGUCUACCAGUUCGGGGAGGACGACAGCAGGGUGCACGUCGCGUGCCACGAGAAAUACCACCUUCCUGAGCAUGUCGCGAAGCAUGUCGAUAUCGUGACGCCAACGCUACAUUUUGACGUGAAGCCAAAGCUGGGCGCACCCCAAGAAGUUGCUCUCGACAAGCGGGAUGGCGUAUCCAGCGAUGUCAGUGCGCACGCGGUUGGUCAACCUGGAUUCGGCGUCAGCUUCCCCAAAACCACGGGAACCAUCGGGACGAUAUUUAACGAGCUAGAGAACUGCGACGAGCAGAUUGUGCCUGACUGUCUUCGCGUCCUUUAUAGCUUCGAGUAUAUUCCUUUCGCCACUGAUAAGAAUUCGAUCGCGAUCGUCGAAUACACGCCGCAAGCGUACCUCCCGGGCGAUCUUGAUCUUUUCUUCGGUAACUUCUCGCCCAGCCAGGUUGGCCAGCGGCCAGUCCUAGAGAGCAUUGAUGGUGGCUAUGACCAAACCGAAUAUGAAGGCUUCGGGGAGAACGGCGAGUCCGACUUGGACCUGCAAUACUCAAUGUCGCUGGUGGGGCCUAAACAGACGGUCACCCUGUAUCAGGCAGGCGACCUCUAUGAAGGCGCCUCGUUCGGCAACCUCCUCGAUGCACUCGAUGCCUCAUACUGCACGUUCGAGGGCGGAGACAACCCGGAGUUUGAUGCAACGUAUCCCGACCCUUACGGUGUUGGUUAUGAAGGGCCCGAGGAUUGUGGAACUGUUACUCCAGCCUAUGUGAUGUCGACGUCGUACAGCUAUGAUGAGGUCGAGCUCACGCCAGCCUAUGAGCAGCGGCAGUGUGCCGAGUAUGCAAAACUCGGAUUGAUGGGUACAACGAUCCUGUACUCUUCUGGGGACUAUGGUGUCGCUGGUAAUGGGGGUAUAUGCCUUGACUCGGAAGGCUACGAAUCAUACGAUGGCACGGUCUUCAAUCCCUCCUUUCCAGGCACGUGUCCUUACGUGACUAGCGUUGGCGCGACACAGGUCAACCCCGGUGCAUCGGUGUACGAGCCAGAAAGCGCGUGCGAGCAGGUGAUCUACUCCGGGGGUGGCUUCUCGAACGUUUUCGCCAUGCCAUCCUACCAGAAGGCCGCGGUCGAGCACUACAUGGCCACCUACCCUCCUUCGUACUCCGACGGAACCUACAACACAUCAGGCACUUCUCGAGCAUAUCCUGAUAUCGCUGCCAAUGGCGCGAACUACGUCGUUGCGAUCGACGGCGAGUUCAGUCUCGUGUAUGGAACAUCAUGCUCGUCGCCUGUCUCGGCAUCCAUCUUCUCCGCUAUCAACGACGCGCGCCUGACCAUCGGGAAGGGUCCUAUUGGUUUCAUCAACCCGACGAUAUAUACUCCUCUCUUCAUGGAAGCAUUCAACGACAUCACCACCGGGAACAAUCCAGGCUGCAACACGAACGGGUUCUCUGCGGAGCCAGGUUGGGAUCCUGUCACUGGCGUAGGCACGCCCAAUUUCGCCAAGCUGGUCGGGCUUUGGCUGGCAUUGCCUUAAAUCGAAUCCUCGACUUGAGAUCAUGUGUACUUGGUCGUGCGAGGGUCAUAUUGUCGCUGAAGGACAAGUAGAGCCACGGUUUACACAGUAAUGUUACAUAGCGAGCUCGCGGUUGUACAAUUGCUACGAUUAUUCAGGAACCGUCGCUGCUUAUCGCGCGCGAAGGUGUCUCAAUCACA
This is a messenger RNA of Postia placenta MAD-698-R-SB12, 2484 nucleotides long. RefSeq lists its product as hypothetical. The transcript is spliced from 11 exons. The record is from RefSeq and is a predicted model, not a curated record. Lineage: Eukaryota; Fungi; Basidiomycota; Agaricomycetes; Polyporales; Adustoporiaceae. The coding region runs from base 344 to 2305 and encodes 653 amino acids. Gene Ontology annotation, molecular function: tripeptidyl-peptidase activity; serine-type endopeptidase activity. Gene Ontology annotation, biological process: proteolysis.